CAGGCGCAUGGCGUCCGCGCAGGCGCAGGAGCAACUGUUUGAGCGCGCGCCGCUCGGCUGACCCCGCUGGGCUUCGGGUAUCCGCGAGCGUCGGGCUGUCAAGUGGCUGACUUCCGGCUCGCGUCGGCGUCUCCGGCCCAGAGGUGUGUGCGUGGCCCCAGCGCAGCACAGCAGCCCCUGCGCAGAUGAGUGGUGAUGUCUGCAUCCACUCCUGGUCUUGCUCCUACUACCUGGACCUUGAGAAGCGAUGGGUCCCUGGGAGACUGGCCUUGAUGCCUUGCACACUGAAGUUCACGGCAGACGGGGUCGGAGCCGUUCUUGUGAGCCUGCACCUCUCCAGCAUUGUGGCGAUCAAGAAGGAAGCCUCACACUUCAUCUUCAGUGCCAUCACCAUCCUGGAGCAAGGCCACCACAAGUACUGGUUCAGCUCUCUGCGACCCAGCCGCAAUGCCGUCUUUAAUGUCAUGGAGCACUUCUGGAGGGAGCUGCUAUUGUCCCAGCAGGGUGCUGUUGCAGAGGCCACCUCCCCCGCCCUGAGCAGAGGGCAGGAGCUGACCAGGCUGAUGGCUCACUCCCAGAGGCGCCUAGAAGAUACUGCCAGGGUCCUGUACCACCAGGGUGAGAAGCUGGAAGGCGUCAUGAAGGGCCUAGAAAAGAUGGAGUCAGACCUGGAUGUGGCUGACAGAUUGCUGACAGAACUGGAGUCCCCGUCCUGGUGGCCUUUUAGCUCCAAGCUUUGGAAGACGCCAGAAGAAGUGAAGCCUAGGGAAGCUAUGCCCAUGGCUGAUGGAGAGCCAUGUGGAAAGGAAGAGGUCAUGAUCCAGGUCCCUGCAGUGAUCUCCCGAGGAGAAGAGGCUCCUGUGCAGCCAGGAGGGCUCACUGUCCUUGUGUCCACCCUGGAAAUCCAGGACUCCCACAAUGCACUCCUGCAUAGGUUCCGGAGGGCAGACGUGGACAGUGUGGAGGUCCGCUCACCCUACGAAGUCAGCAUUCGCCAGCGAUUCAUUGGGAAGCCUGACGUGGUGUACCGUGUGCUGUCUGCCAGGAUGCCAGAGGUCAUCCCCAUUUUAGAAGUGCAGUUCAGUGAGAAAGUCGAGCUGCCAGGAGACGCCGACACGGAGGGGCUUGGGAGCUCAGAAGCGGCUUCCCAGGUGGCAGGGACCCGCCCUGUGUGGCCCACAGUAUCCGGGCUCAUGGGCUGUGCUGCACCUGCAGGAGGCCAGAAGGGCAAGCAGCCACACCUGCAGGGCGCCCAGCCACUGCUUUCCGAGGGGGAUACCAGGGAGCUGACACAGGGACCCUCGGGACUAUCGAGCCUCCCUCAGGGUCAGAGAAGAGGAAAGUGGCCUGGCCACCCUUGGGACACCCUUGAUCCUGAGCAAGCUGAAAGGGCUGGCCCUGGACACCAAGGCAGAGCUGGAGAGACAGGACGCGGCUUUGGAGGACAUCACUGCUGCUGUGGAGCACGUCACCCUGACCACAGACAAGCACAGCCAGCGCAUGAAGCGGCUGACCUAGGAGAGCUAGAGCACAGCGCAGCCCCAGCCCUCACACCUGUUGCCUGCAGCCGUGCUCCCACCAUCUCCUGCAUUUGCAUUGCUCCCUGUUCCCUGGCCCUAGAGAAAGACCUAAGUCCUCGGGAGGCCCUGCCCAUGUCCCCUGCCUCAUCCUCUGGUGGCCCUAGUCUCUCGCUGGGUAUCACCAGUCCAGUCCUCAUCCAGGGUAGCCAGCAACACCAUCCAACUUCACCCUGGAGCAGGGAUGCAUGCCACCCUUCACGGAAACACCGAGUCGGCUGCUGCCCGGGCCCCCAGGAGUGGAGGAGGAGGCGUGCAGGCCUCGCAGCCCUGAGGUGGAGUGGUUCACAGAUUUAGUGGAUACACAGUGAUGACACGUGUGCAAGCCACGUGUGACAACACCACACCUGCAAGCACACGUGCUGAUCCAAGCAGGUGAGCAGCGUUACUGCCCCCAAUGCUAACCAGGACUUGGUGUUGGGGGCGGGGAGGGGCCUUGCAGCUCCUCUCCUGGUUCUUUCUGGAGCCCUAAUAAACUGCUAUGAACUCCAGCACCGCCCUGUGCUUGCUGGACCUGGAAGCCGCCUGUUCCUCCUCCUAUGGAUGUAGCCCUGCCCUGUCCCUCCACUCUGCGCCAGGGCAGCUGCUGGGCCACUGACACAGGAGUGGGAUGAUCUUACCUGCGGCUGGCAGCAGAUAUGGAUCUUUCAGCGAGUGUGCUCCUGGGGCACCCACGUUUGCUGGGGCUGAGUGACACCCAUGGGAGUCCAUCCAGGGGGCAGGAGGAGCAGAGUCAGAAAAGGGCCACUUGGGAGGACUGGGUUCCAAAGUGGCUGCGAUGGGUCACACAGUGCACCUUUCAGAACAGCUCUGAGAAGGAUAUGAGCGCUUUCCUCACAGAAACAGCCAUACUUAUGGAGAGAGAAAUGCUAAUCAGUCUAGCUGACCGCCAUGCACCGGAGAUGCAUGGAAAGGUCAUCCUGCGCCCCACGUCACUUGCUGCCCCCAAGCCUGUGAGCAGGGAGGGCAGAGUGAGGUGCAGCCAUCCACCCAGGAGAUCCCAGGAGCAGCACUGGCAGUGGCCCGAGAGGGGCUCUAGGUCCCCAUGCUUGUGGACAGAUGAGUCCGGGGGCUGCAGCAUCUGUCUGUGUCUUAGAGACCCCACCUCACAGCUGAGGUCCUGAACCUCACCCCAACUCAUGCAUUAGUGGUGUUAGUACAUGGGCAGGGCCUUGGGGAGGCAACAGGGAGGGCAGGUCCCCCAUGGCACCAGAGGCUCCAUCAGGAGAGGAAAGCUGGAGCUGGCAGCCUGCUGUGUGGCCUGCAGAGCCUACAGCAAGCAGUAGUGUGAUCAAGAGGGCCUCAGCAGGUGUCAGUGUCGAGCUCUUGGACUCCCUAGCCUCCAAAACUGAACCCAAUAAACUUACAAAUGAC
Cavia porcellus (domestic guinea pig) is the source of this 2951-nucleotide messenger RNA. It is a transcript of the gene Snap47, whose product is annotated as synaptosome associated protein 47. Bases 186 to 1874 code for a protein of 562 amino acids. The transcript has 6 exons. Gene Ontology annotation, cellular component: plasma membrane; SNARE complex. NCBI's taxonomy places the organism in Eukaryota, Metazoa, Chordata, Mammalia, Rodentia, Caviidae. The record is from RefSeq and is a predicted model, not a curated record. Gene Ontology annotation, molecular function: syntaxin binding; SNAP receptor activity. Gene Ontology annotation, biological process: exocytosis; synaptic vesicle priming; synaptic vesicle fusion to presynaptic active zone membrane.